Molecule: messenger RNA, 4566 nt
Organism: Diuraphis noxia (Russian wheat aphid)
Lineage: Eukaryota; Metazoa; Arthropoda; Insecta; Hemiptera; Aphididae
Molecular function (GO): ATP hydrolysis activity; protein binding
Source: RefSeq, a predicted model, not a curated record
CACACGUCUGAUCGCUACGACCAUCCGCUGUCGAAACUCUUGCUGUCUUACUGCUUCCGCUCGCGUUUUGGCAACGUAUUUGGUAGCCGUGGUGUCUAUUUCGAGCUUCGUCGCGGACCGUUUUUAUCUUUUUCCCCGUCGGUGUGGUCGUGACGACGGCGGCGGCGUCGCGCAGCGUGUUGUCGCGCGCGCACUCGCGUUCCCGGCCGCGGGGCGAGGACGACCGAGCGCGCGCGCGCCAAUCCCGUGGAAAAACCCGUGCGCGCGWAUUCGGUCGUACUAUUUUCUAUACCAUAUAAUAUAGUACCCGUACUGUACGCCGCCGCGCGCCACGGUAGUUGUACGACGACGACGACGACGCAAUAGCUAUGCAAUAUUAUUAUUGUUGUAUGGCACGUUCCUCGUAAAAUGACAACAUUAUAAGUCGUCGUCGUAUUAUCAUUGUCAUCAUAAGAGUAUAUUAUAAUAUUAUAUAAUAUGGCCGUAUGAAGUCACCCGUUAUAGAGGCGGCCGCUAGACACAUAACAAUAUUAUUGGUGGUGAUCGCCGCGACGGUAAUAGUUUUCGCGGGGUAGCGUCUCGCGGAUUAUAUUCACUCGCGCCGCCGCGGGAAAACGGAUUUGCGCGCGCGUUUCGUCCGUCGGUCCGGYGACGGCGACGACGAUGACGAUUUCGCGGCGGCGUCGACGACGGUGCCGGUCGCGUCGUUGUUGUCGCCGUGAUUAGUGUUAAUAGUCGGCUAUCCGGGCUUCACGAGCGCGGCGUUUUCGGCGGUCGGAAAUCGACGGCGACGACAUGGGAAACUAUUGUUCGUCGAAACAAAAGGACGGCGGAGGCGGUUCCGACGAGUACUUGCAAAAAGCUCGUUACAAAAAAAAUCAAAAGAAAGCCGACAAGUCAACCAAUGUGAUAUCCGUGCCCAAAAAGGGCAAAAAACACGCCGCAGUACCUGCGGUAGCAACAACAGCAGCGAGCAACAGCAGCAAAGUGGCAGUGUCGUCCAACUGCAACGUCGGCGGAGUAAGUUUAAUAAUUCCGAGAAUUGAACAUACCGAAGAACAACAGUCAACCGCAACGAAUAUCGUCUGCAAGCCUUUCGAACCGAACAACAUAUCGUCCUCCAUAGUUGAAAAAACGCCAGAAAAAUGUUUUUCAUUUAUUUUACCGGACGAAUUGAAAAACAUGUCGACCGAGACGAAGAAAUUACUGCUUGGCAUUUUUGAACCAACAGCAAAUCAAAAGACCAACAAAAUAGUCGUUUACAUUUGUGUGCCGGACAAUAAAGGAUUUUCGGACGAAAGACAAAUCCUGUACAAAAACGUGUUGCCAGAAAUCCGGACGAAAUGCACGAAAAUUGGUUACGAAUUGCACGUAGURGACCUGUACUGCGACCAUCAGCAACAGAAAGAAUGCGGACAGCUGGAUACAGCUGUCCGGCUGGCGGAACUGCGGCGGCAAACUCGUGUUGGUCACGUCGUGCCUGUUGUGUUCGUAGACGAUUCGCUGGGUCCACCAGUCCUGCCACAUGUGAUGACCAGACAAGACUUCGAUCUGGCCAGGAACAAAACUCCGGACGCCAGCAAGCUGAUCGAAAAAUGGUACACGCUAGAUGCGCAAAAAAACCACUACGAGCUCCGAAACGAGAUGAUGUUCGAAACGACUUUCGAGACUCAGGAAGCUGAUGAAAAACUAUGGCAUGAUGAGAAAGUACAGCUGCAAAUCGCACUCAUGAAGACGUUCGAUUCAAAGUCGUUGCGGAGCGGUUACAUCGAGCAAGUUUUGCAACAGGAAGUUCGUAAUGAGAUCAUAUUGAACGCUGAGUUGGCUAAAAGGUCCAUGUGGAUUAUCAACAAUUAUGAUGUGGUUUCCGGUAAUAAGUGUAAAACUACUGCGGUCGAAACCAAGAAGAGACUUGAACAACUCAGCAAACAGUUGAAGAAUGAAUUGCCGGAAACYAAUAUCAUAUUUUAUGAGACCGCCAACGCGGCGGAAUCUUUAAAAAAAAUAGGAUCCGUACUAACGACUAUUAUUGAAUCUGUGGAUAAAGAAAGGGAAAAACAAGAACCUACGUACGGUGUGAGUGGGCUUCUGUUGGAAGAGCUGAGGAUUCAAGCGUGGUUCGGGUACUACGCGGCUAAACGGACUGUUCGUCGGGAUGAAGCUAUGGAACGUGCCAAAAAGUAUUUGACAGACGGGAACGCAGCGUACCCGUUGAUACUAUACGGGCCUUCAGGGUCGGGCAAGWCCACGGUAAURGCGUCCAUAGUGAAACACUGCCACCUGUGGAAUCAAGACACAGCAGUGGUGGUGAGAUUCGCCAACGCGUCCGCUUACAGCUCGUCGCUGGAGCAAACGCUCAAUUCUUUGGUUGUUCAAUUGAAUCUCGUGGACAGCGGAAAAUGUACUUGGUUCAAGCACGAUGUACAACUGUACUCGGAACAAAUUAUACGGCUGUUGGGUUCGAUUGGAUCGAAACGGCCUGUGACGUUGAUCGUCGACGGAAUCGAUCGAUUUGAGAACGAUUUAGUGGAUUGGAUACCGCAGUUGCUGCCCAACAACGUCAAGAUCAUAGUGUCUGCCUUGGAGUCUUCAACACAUCUUAACCAAUUACGUCAGACCAUAAAAUCGAUGGAUUCGUAUAUACGGAUCGCGAACAUGACGGAUGAACAAAUCGACUCUUUACUAUCAGCGGCGAUCAUCCGACCAAUUGGUAGUGGUGGAAGCGAAAUGACCAAAACCAACGACAAAACCGUGGCCGCUAAAACACCGUUAGAACUUCAAGUGAGCUCGCUGUGUUCCAAGAUACGAAACUCGAAACUACCACCCUCGUCGGAAAAAUGGGUWGAAGCAAUUUUUGACAACAUCGAAUUGCAUCUCGGCAAAGACAAGGUAUCCUCCGUGAUUGGGCAUAUGUGUUCUACCCGAUACGGUUUACUCGACUCGGAGUUGGUCGAAUUAUUAUCUACAGAGAACGAAUUUCGCUCUUCAGGCCUUUCCGUCUCUGUGAUUUCGUCUUCGACCRGUCUAUUUUGGGCAAUUUUCAACGAGCUGAUGUCAUCGUUUUUGUACUGGUUCAAAACGGAUCGGUACGCGACGGUCCGGUGGAAAAACAUAGUAGUCGCCGAAGCUGCCAGUCGACGUUACAGCGCAUGCAUCCGGCGCGUCAAUAAGAAAAUGCUCUCGUACUAUGACGACCAGGUGGCGGCGUUGGGGGAUGACGACAAUAGCAAGAAGAGCUUACCGAAACGCAGGAAACUGGACGAAUACACUCACCUGAUGGACCCAGCCCAGACGAUCAAAGAAUUUUUCAUCAACCUCGACUGGGUUUUGGAAAAACUGAAUAAUGGGUCGGUACUUUUGUUACUAGAUGAACUGUCGGCGCACUCCCAAGACCCGGAAGCGUGUUUCCUCAGAGGCUUCCUGUCGUUCGCGAUGCCAGCCUUGAUGAACAACGGCAAUCAGCUGUUCUCGCAAAUGUCGCUGUACCAGCCGGCGGCCGACCGGUACCGUGACCUGCUGAACGCGCCUCCGUUUCCGACACUGAUGCCCCUAGUUCCGACGAACGCUGCGACGGCGCARUUAUCAGAAUCCGACGGUGCUGGGGCUGAGGGAAAGUUCAACUUGGUCAAACGGUUCAACGACGACGCGAAUUACGUGAUCACCGUCAGCACCGAGCGGAAGGAAAUAAGCGUGUGGGACGUACACACCUGUAUGAGAGUGCGCACGCUCAAGGGAAUUCUCCAUCCGACCGCGCUCAAACUGAUCGACAAUCAGCGUUGCAUAGUGUUGUGCGAGCGGAAACUGAUCGUCAUUAACUUGGCCACCGGAAAAGUGAUCAGCAAACUCAAAGGAGUUAUGAAUCAAAAUAUGCCUUACUUCGGCUUGCACAGUUCAACGAAACUCGUGGCGUUGGCUAGGAGCCGAAUGCACGUGAAUUUAAUCGACAUCGAAACGGGUACGAUCGAGGCGUACUUUAAAGCCGGCGAAGACAGAUUCCUGAACUCGCUACUGGUGUCCGGAAACGGGAGAGUCAUGGUGUGCGGUGACGAAACGCAAAAACCUUUUCCACUGCUCGUGUGGAACUUGACCUCAAGGCAGUUGAUGUAUGACUUGCGUAUACCGUGCCACGAAUUUGUCACGCGACUCGCGGCCAUCACUUACGAGGGCCACUACGUAUGCUGCGUCGCUCAAGAAGUAGACGAGCCCGGGCCUAACUUCAUAGUGGUGUACGACCUGCAGUCAGGCACGCUGUUCAAAAAGUGGAAGCCCGGCGUGAACUGCGUGGCGUUAGACAUAUCGUCCAAAGACGGGUGCGUCCUGAGUGGCCACGARAAUGGUCACAUAUGCAUCUGGGACCUGACCACCGGAAAUUGCCGGUGGACGCUAAGCGGCCACUUGGCACCGGUCACCAGCCUCCGACUGGACCCAGCCGGCGGUUCUUUCGUGUCGCUUGACACACACGCCCGAGAUCGGACCAUCAAACUCUGGAACGUCACGACCGGUGYCUAUUUAGGAAACAGUGAACAUGUUAAAAUGGAUCAAAAAUUCAAAAGUAAAAAAUUUUAA